GUGAAAUAUUUAUCCCGUUUUACACUGGAAAGGUUGUUGAUGGUAUUGUGAUAGACAAGUCUCAGAAAGAAUUUACCCAUGCCAUUAUGGUCAUGGCACUUAUAUCAGUGGGCAGUGCACUAGCAGCUGGUAUAAGAGGUGGUUGUUUUACUAUAGCCUCAGAUAGAUUCAACAUCCGAGUAAGGAAAACUCUGUUUACAUCUCUGAUGAAACAGGAAGUUGGAUUUUUUGACAAUAUACAAACAGGUGAUAUAACAUCAAGAUUGACCUCGGAUACUACAACAAUGAGUGACACUUUGGGCCUGAAUGUGAACAUUUUUCUACGUAGCCUGAUCAAAGCCGCAGGCGUGCUCUUUUUUAUGUUCAAGUUGUCAUGGCGACUAACUAUAGUUACUUUUAUCGGCCUGCCUUGUAUGCUAGCUGUGUCGAAGAUUUAUGGCGCUUAUUACAAGAAACUGUCAGAAGAGGUUCAGGACAGUCUGGCUAAUGCAAACAAUGUUGCUGAGGAGGCCUGUUCCACUAUGCGAACAGUGCGAAGCUUUGCCAACGAGAAUGGAGAAAUUCAACGAUAUGCAGACAAGCUGGCAGUAACUUACAAACUGAACAAGAAACAGGCUGUAAUGUACUCUGGUUUUGUUUGGUCAAACAUGUUAUUUGAGCUCUCACUGACAGUAUCUGUGUUGUAUUAUGGCGGACAUCUCGUACUUAAUGGGGAUUUGACAGGAGGGACACUGAUCUCCUUUAUACUGUAUCAGAUACAGCUCGGGGAUUGUGUUGAUAGUAUGGGCUAUGUAUAUACUGGAUUGAUGCAGGCAGCUGGAGCCUCCGAGAAGGUGUUUGAGUAUAUAGACAGGAAACCGAAGAUUUGUCACCAAGGCAACAUUGCACCAGAUGAUAUUCAAGGUCACGUACAGUUCAAGGAUGUCUGCUUUUCUUACCCGUCUAGACCUGAUGUACCUGUUUUAAAG
Ruditapes philippinarum (Manila clam) is the source of this 968-nucleotide messenger RNA. RefSeq names its product ABC-type oligopeptide transporter ABCB9-like. Gene Ontology annotation, biological process: transmembrane transport. The annotation marks the transcript as partial. The record is from RefSeq and is a predicted model, not a curated record. NCBI's taxonomy places the organism in Eukaryota, Metazoa, Mollusca, Bivalvia, Venerida, Veneridae. Gene Ontology annotation, cellular component: membrane. The transcript has 6 exons. Gene Ontology annotation, molecular function: ABC-type oligopeptide transporter activity; ATP binding.